Molecule: messenger RNA, 2053 nt
Organism: Tyto alba (common barn owl)
Lineage: Eukaryota; Metazoa; Chordata; Aves; Strigiformes; Tytonidae
Gene: GGA2
Product: golgi associated, gamma adaptin ear containing, ARF binding protein 2
Exons: 17
Coding region: 33-1913 (626 amino acids)
Biological process (GO): intracellular protein transport; vesicle-mediated transport
Cellular component (GO): trans-Golgi network
Molecular function (GO): phosphatidylinositol binding; ubiquitin binding; small GTPase binding
Source: RefSeq, a predicted model, not a curated record
GCGAGCGGCGGGGCGGGGCGCGGCGCGAGUCCAUGGCCGGCGCUGGGGAGCUGGAGCGGUGGCUCAAUAAGGCCACUGACCCAAGUAUCGCCGAGGAGAACUGGGAAUGCAUCCAGCGGUUCUGUGACCAGGUGAACGCCAACACAGAAGGCCCAUCCCUUGCACCGAGGCUGCUGGCACAUAAAAUCCAGUCACCUCAGGAGAUGGAAGCUCUCCAUGCUCUCACAGUGCUAGAGACCUGUGUGAAUAACUGCGGUGAAAGAUUUCACAAUGAAAUAGCAAAAUUCAGGUUUCUGAAUGAGCUGAUUAAAGUGCUUUCCCCAAAGUACUAUGGAACCUGGUCUUCAGAAAAAGUCAAGUCAAGAGUCACAGAAGUAAUAUUCAGUUGGACAGUCUGGUUUCCUCAGGAAGUUAAAAUCCGGGAUGCUUAUCAGAUGCUGAAGAAACAAGGGAUUGUAAAAGAAGACCCCAAAUUGCCAGAAGAUAAAAUUUUACCUCCCCCUUCUCCACGACCUCAGAAUUCUAUUUUUGACACAGAUGAAGAGAAAUCCAAGCUCUUAGCAAGGCUUUUAAAGAGCAACCACGCGGAAGACCUGCAGGCUGCCAACCGUCUGAUCAAGAGCAUCCUUAAGGAGGAACAAGAAAAGUCAGCUAAGAUGUCCAGAAGAGUGAAUACCAUCAGUGAGGUUUCUGAAAAUGUUAAACGUAUGGAUGAAUUACUGGAAAACUACAAGAGACAAGAAUUAUCCAAAUCUGACCAGGAGACCCUACAGACUCUGUUUCAACGCUGUGAGAAGCUCAGGCCGCUGCUCUUUCGCCUUGCCAGUGAGACAGUUGAUGACGAUGGGGCUCUAGCUGAGAUACUGCAGGCCAAUGACAAGCUCGCCCAGGCGCUCGGACAGUACAGGCAGGUUGUCGCCAGCCGUGACGAUGGUGGUGGAGGAGGUUCAGCCACCAGCUCUGCUGAUGCAGCAGCAUGCCGGCCAGCCCCAAGACGCAUGAAGAGCUAUACACUGAUUGACUUCUCUGAACUGGAGAUGACGUCCCAGUCUCCUGCAGACCAGUUUGCAAACAUAACCACCACCUCCCGCCACGGCAGCACAACCUCUACCUGUCUGCUUGAUGAGGAGUUGGAGUCAUUAGAUCUCAGCAACUCACCUGUUGUACAGAAACCACCACCUGAUUUUGGAUUAGCAGAGACUGCUGUACACAAUGGAUAUGGUGAAGUUGUAAGUGCUGUUGAAAAACUGGGACUGCAGGAGAGCUGGGAAGACAGCUCUUCCGAGAAGAAUGAAUUUCAGGGUCUGGUUGAUCAGCUCUCUCCACCAUCCAGGACCAAGGCAUUAUCUUUGGAUUUAUCACCAAUGAAAUUGCCCUUUCCAGAUCUUCCAAAUAGCUCAAUGGCAGAUACUUCAUUCUCCAGUCUAGGCUACGAGCUGAAGCCCGCUGCCUCUUUGCAUCCAGCUUCCUAUGAUGCUUCCCUAGAAAACCUUUUUGUCCCUUUAAUUUCAAUUACACUGAGCAGUAUCUGUCCACUUACAGUGUACGACAGGAAUGGUUUCAAGGCUAUGCUCCACUUCUCCAGAGACCCGGCUCCUGGCCGACCAGAUGUGCUGGUGAUGGUUCUUUCCAUGCUGAGCACAUCAGCUCAACCAAUUAAGGACAUAGGGUUCCAGGCUGCAGUCCCCAAGACCAUGAAAAUAAAGUUGCAGCCAGCAUCCGGUUCUGAGCUGCCUGCCUUCAGCCCUCUCCUCCCCCCCGCGGUGGUCUCCCAGGUCCUGCUCCUCGCCAACCCGCACAAGGAUCCCAUCCGGCUCAGAUACAAACUAGCGUUCACGCAAGGCGCGCAGCCCUUCAGGGAGGUGGGAGAGGUGACCGGCUUCCCGGGAGCCGAGCUCUGGGGCAGGAGCUGAAGUUGAGCAGGCUCUACAGCCCUGCAGCCGGGAGCCUUAACGCUUCUGCCAUACGAGUCUUUCCUUCUGCUUUCUGGCCCGAUUUUUCCCUCAUCCCCAUUUAUUUUUCUUUUUGAAUUAAAAGAAAAAAAAACCAAAAA